This is a messenger RNA of Carassius gibelio (silver crucian carp), 3767 nucleotides long. Its product is annotated as E3 ubiquitin-protein ligase NEURL1-like. Gene Ontology annotation, cellular component: postsynaptic density; plasma membrane. The transcript has 6 exons. Gene Ontology annotation, biological process: nervous system development; negative regulation of Notch signaling pathway. Gene Ontology annotation, molecular function: ubiquitin protein ligase activity. NCBI's taxonomy places the organism in Eukaryota, Metazoa, Chordata, Actinopteri, Cypriniformes, Cyprinidae. The record is from RefSeq and is a predicted model, not a curated record. The coding region runs from base 1634 to 3247 and encodes 537 amino acids.
ACUCUCCAACUUUUUACUUCUGUCUUCAUUUACCUUCUCUUACUCUUAAGCUUCUGAAUCUGAUAGGGCCUCAGUGGGCUUAAUCAGUGUCACAACAGCCUUCACCAGAGCCUCCAGCUGUUGACAUAUUAGUUUACACACACACACCCACACACAUAUACAGUUAUAUAUCUUUUAUUUCCCUGCAGAGGAAAUUGUUCAAACUGCUGGAACACAGAAUUAGACUGUCUAAGAGGGUGCUGAGGGGAAACAUAGGGGCAGAACAUCACCAGAGGACACACACACACACCGUCUGCAGCUGCAUGAAUAAAAUUAAGAUUUUUUUGCCAAAGUUUGUCCUUGGUAGAACAACCAUCUACCAUUGUAUAUGUUGAAAAAUAUGCAUAAAAUGCAUAGAAUGUUGACGAAUAUUCUAAACGUUAGGACCGGUGAGAUUGAAACGUGAACGCUGUACUGGAAAUGUUUGAUGAGCGCAGGGCACCCUUCAGUGGACGACAGAGAAACUGCACUGCCUUAUCGGAUUAAAAAUUAUACCCGUGCUUCUUUGUGCUCUCAUAUAAAUUGCUUUACUGUAGCGCUUGAAUCUAUAGCGACACGGCAAAAUAAAUAAUAUUUCACUGGAAUAUUGAAUAUGAAUUUUCACCGUGUAUAAAAUGUGAUUCGCGAAAUAAUGGCAAGUAACGUCUUUCUAUUGAGAUGAACUGCGCUCACAAACAACAUAUCACGCAAACAAAGUAGUCCGAUCAGGUCUCCCCCGCUGCCAAAACAUAAUUCAGUAGGAAACACUGGGUUUGUGUACUUUGUUCAUUCAAUCAUGAUGAGCUUAGGAAAGAAAAUGAUGAUGGAUGUCUUGUCUUCUGUUCGUUUUGACCUUUGUGGGCAGUGUCUGCAGGUAUGAUUGUGUACACACACACACACACACACACAGAGAGAGAGAGAGAGAGAGAGAGAGAAUAAUAGGCCUAUGUGUCUACUGAAUUCAGUGAUUAUCAAUGACAUAAUCAUCUGAAGUGAAGCUGAUUUGAUCAAGACACAAUGUGAAUCUGACCACACAGUGACUGCUUUUAACGAGAUGCUGUUAUUUAAUCAGUCUUUAGCCUAUUUUGUAAUGCUAGAAAGUGGUCAGGUCAAUCAUAACAUAAAAGAGUUUGUCAGCUUCCUCUUAUUAUUUUCAAUCUACUAAAACGACGGGGAUAGUUAUGGAUUCUUACAUUGCGGAUUAUUUUUGUCUCUGUCAUUUUAUUGGCAGCGCGGGGAAAUUUACGGAUCAGCCAGAAGUGCAAAAACUGAAUAUUAGCCUACUGUCCCUACUAAAUAUUAAUCGAGUCAUUCAGACGUUGUUUAGUAACUUUUCGAGAGGGUCCAGUCACGUAAGCUAAUUCAUCUACAUGAGCCAAUCAAUGACCAGUAGACCUCACAAGCCCCGCCCCCUAUGCUAAUAUGAAUCCUCGCUGAAGUGUCUCGUUGAAUGGGAGCGCGUUUGCUCGUGGUGUACUGUGUACAGCCACUGUACAAUCACACACCAGAGGAGAGGAACAUACUAUGACUUACUUUAUUUGAAAUGCAAAGCUACUGAAGACCAGAAUCAAGAUAUUUUUGCAGGAUUUUACUGUGUGAACAUCGCUGUGCUGAAAUGGGUGGCCAGGUAACCCGUACCUCUUUAGACGGAGGACCCAUUCGCUGCCACCCCUUGAAGGUGAACACGUGCCCACAGCUGCCAGCUCCCCCGCCGCUCUGUUUCCAUGCCACCACGAAAGGCUCUCAAAUCGUGAUGGACAAGAUGCAGCGCAGUGUGCGCCGAAUUGCCAGCUUCUGUAAUGCCAUCACCUUCACCAACCGGCCAGUCAGAAUCUAUGAACAGGUUCGGCUCAAGAUCACAAAGAGACAGGGAUCUUGGAAUGGCGCCCUCCGAGUGGGUUUCAGUAUGGUGGAUCCAUCUGAUUUAAGUUCAGCAUGGCUGCCACGGUUCUCCUGCCCAGAUCUAGUUAGCAAAAAGGGAUUUUGGGCCAGAGCGCUUCCUGAGGAUCAUUGUGAAGAAGGAACCAUUCUGUCUUUCUGGUUGGAUAAUACAGGGCGAGUGUUUUACCGGGUUAAUUGCAGCCCUCCAAUCUUCUUCUUCGGUGGUGUACCAGCCAGAGAGCCGGUUUGGGCGAUCAUUGACAUUUACGGGCUGACACGUGGAGUACAGCUACUUGAUAGUACGAUGGUGCCAGCUGAAUAUCUCUGUCCUGCUGUGACUCAUGAAGGCAUGGAUGAGUGGCAUCUGUCAAGCAGCUGCUCUGAGCUUGACCUCCAGGAAGAUCCGGCAUCCUUCUCAAAUUCUCCAAAUGCUCUAAACUCAGUGCUGUCACGUCAGCUCAAUGAUGACUUGCAUUUCCACUGUGUGCAUGGCAACGGUCUGCGUCUGCUGACUGAACACAUAGUGGUCCAUAGGUAUAACAAACGUGAGGAUAGUACUCUGGCGUUCACUCAUCGGCCGUUGCGCUGUGGAGAGUGUGUGUUCCUAAAGGUCUCGUUGAGGUCUUCUGCUCUGAAUGGAUUUUUGUCUUAUGGAUUCACUUCCUGUAACCCAGCCCAUAUUAACCCAAAGCACCUGCCGGUCAAUCCAGAUGACCUGAUAGAUCGCACAGAAUACUGGGCUUUUAGCUGCCUGACUUCACCGCUUGUGGGCGGGGAUGUCAUCGGGUUCCGGGCUACUGCGGAAGGGGAAGUGCUUGUGAGUCAGAAUGGAGGCAGGGCCUGCAGAGAGAUAUGUGUGGAUAACUCCACUCCUCUGUGGAUGAUCUUUCAUUUACAGCCACACAUCAAGCAAAUCAGCAUACUGGGGUUACUGGAUUUUUUCUUACUUAAUUUUUUUUUUCAAGGCACUUCCAGUGGUUACUCUCCACCCCGUUCAGAAGUACAGAGGUGCAUCUUUAGCGAUGCCAGUCACCUCUCAGCCAAUCAGAUUACCAGAACAGUCAGGGGCUUUACAGACAGCUUUCAGUCCCACCCACAGUGCCUCAGUUCUGCAGGGACAUUCAGUUCGCUGUCCUCAGAAUCUCCCAGUAGCCCAUCAUGCAGUGUGAUUACUGGUGAGGAGUGUUUGAUUUGCUGCGAGAGGGCAGUGGACUCAGUGCUGUAUGCAUGUGGACACAUGUGCAUGUGCUCCGUCUGUGGUGGGAAGUUAAUGGAGAUGUCAAGCCCAUCUUGUCCGAUGUGUCGCAGCCCAAUCAAAGACGUUAUCAAAAUAUUCGGCAACAUGUAACCUGGAAACCACCUUUCUGACAAAUAGGAUCACAGUACAUGGGUCAAGCUGAAGAGGCUCCCUUACAGGUCACUGUCUCGUUCCCACAAUUCCAUUUAAAAGACUGCUUGAGCUCAGCAAGGAAGAGGUACUAAAUGACUGCUUAAUGAACUAAAUGUCUGACCAAAAUUGCUGAGAAACCCAGAAGUAACUGCUUAAGUGAAUGGCACAUCCCAGAUACUAUAAAUCUAGUAACUACAUGCAAAACUGUUCACUUGUGUUUUAAAUGUUUGUUCCCACACUUCUUUUCUUUUCAUAUUUACUUGUAUGAACUUGUAUAUGUUCAAUCAGUCCAGAAUCAGAAAACUACACUGCGGAUUUGAUGUGUUGGUAAAUGAAUUUUUUUGCAAAACAUUAUAAACAGAAAAACUAAAAAAUGUUUUACAUACCAAAGUAGGCAUUCACAAAAUUGUAAGUGCCAAUAACUCUUAUUUAUGUUCAAUGUGGAAUUAAACAAACUGUCAUGCUACCAAACAGAAAA